AUGGAUACAUUUGGUUCAAACUCCGCAUUUAGUAUUCGCAUGGAGAUAGCUCAGAAGCUAGCUGACGAACAAUUAGCUCCCAAUUCAUAUUUAGUGGCUGCCACCAACAGCGAAAACCAAUAUCUUCGUAAUCGGUCAACUUACUCGCUACCAUAUCCUUCAUAUAAAGUCUUUGAGUCUCCGAUUUGGUAUAAUAUUAUCUCUGGUCUCUACAUGAGUCGGGAUGCAUUUGAUAUCGUUAUAAAGGAGAUAUUGCAAUCUGGGAUAAUGGAAAUAGCUCUUCGUUCAAUGUAUUCUCAAGCGCCAUGGUGCAUAGUCUACGUCGUUGGAGAUCUGAUAGCAUUUUUGCAAGUUACGUGUACUGGAAUGAUAUGUCAAUCCGCCAGUUUCAUAGUUGUAAACGGAACAUGGAGAUGA
Molecule: messenger RNA, 417 nt
Organism: Paraglomus occultum
Lineage: Eukaryota; Fungi; Glomeromycota; Glomeromycetes; Paraglomerales; Paraglomeraceae
Source: the annotation of a GenBank genome assembly